Ramularia collo-cygni is the source of this 474-nucleotide messenger RNA. RefSeq lists its product as uncharacterized. Bases 1 to 474 code for a protein of 157 amino acids. Lineage: Eukaryota; Fungi; Ascomycota; Dothideomycetes; Mycosphaerellales; Mycosphaerellaceae. The record is from RefSeq and is a predicted model, not a curated record. The transcript is spliced from 2 exons.
AUGGCGCCUCAAGUUGCCGCCAUGUUGAAGAGAGAUGAUGACUACGACGACUACAACGAUAGCUGGUAUUGGUCGGAUACUGGCUACACUGUCCGCUAUGUGAUAGUGUUCGUGAUCCUCACCGCCCUCCUACUCUUCUUCCUCGGAGGCUAUCUGCACGCGCGCAAGCGGAUGAAGAAGGGCCUCCAACCCCUAUCCUACCACCGAUGGAUGGUCAAGAGCCGGUAUCGACAGCCGCAAUACUAUCAGAAUGCGCCGCCACCACAAGGCUACCCCAUGUACGCAUACCCUCCUGCACAGCAGGAAGUGCCACCAGCCUACUACCAACACGCGCCACCUCCCCCGGCAUAUUCUCCACCCGAAGGAGCAAGCAAGGCCAUGGCGGAUCAAAAUUGGAAUGGACAGUUUGGACAGGCAGGAGAAGCAAGUCAGUCGGUCGCACCGCCGUCCGCAGCUGCAGCACCCCGACCCUAG